GUAUGGAAUCCCCAAGAGCAGAAUGCGCCUGGCAUCACCAGGAAGGGAGGAAGCAUGUUCACGUCCACGUUCUUCCAAGGAAGGCUGGAGACUUUCACAGGAAUGACAGCAUCUAUGAUGAGCUCCAGAAACAUGACAAAGAGGAGGACUCCCCAAGCUUGUGGAGAUCUGAGGAGGAAAUGGCAUCAGAAGCCGCAGCGCUCAGGAUGUACUUUCAGUGACUUUGCAGGCACAAAAGUAACUUGAACAAAUCCCAAGGCAUACGGAAAUGGGCCUUGUUCUCUAGGACUCUGCAGCAUUGAAAAUGAAGCUAAGCAGACUUUAUUACAUCCUACAAUUCUGCAACCUUUUGCAAAGCAUUUUAUUCCACUUGUGGAACCCACUGGGGUUAUGUUUCAAUCACUGUGACUGACAGGCUGACUUCGAAACAACAGCAUCGACAGCCCUUCCACACUUCCUGAGCUAUGUACUUAGAAUAGAACCUUUUCUAAAUUGUCCCUUGGCCUGGAUGGAAAUAAAAUGGUGGUUAAAAUACUUA
Hyaena hyaena (striped hyena) is the source of this 538-nucleotide messenger RNA. Its product is annotated as bis(5'-adenosyl)-triphosphatase-like. The record is from RefSeq and is a predicted model, not a curated record. Gene Ontology annotation, cellular component: nucleus; cytoplasm; plasma membrane. Bases 3 to 221 code for a protein of 72 amino acids. Gene Ontology annotation, biological process: negative regulation of proteasomal ubiquitin-dependent protein catabolic process; diadenosine triphosphate catabolic process; purine nucleotide metabolic process. Gene Ontology annotation, molecular function: bis(5'-adenosyl)-triphosphatase activity; ubiquitin protein ligase binding. The transcript is spliced from 4 exons. Lineage: Eukaryota; Metazoa; Chordata; Mammalia; Carnivora; Hyaenidae.